Molecule: messenger RNA, 411 nt
Organism: Mesorhabditis spiculigera
Lineage: Eukaryota; Metazoa; Nematoda; Chromadorea; Rhabditida; Rhabditidae
Source: the annotation of a GenBank genome assembly
AUGAGGUCCCCCUUCAUAUUUCUCUUCCUGAUAGUUUGUAUUCAAACCCGUGUGCCAGCGACGGUUUGUCGACACGUGUGCCGGCGUACCGUGGAGUGCGACUUCAUCGACGGGUUCUACAUUUGCGCCACGUACGAUCAAUCCGUGCCCGCUGAAGAUGUGGAGAUCGCAGAAAGAGGCCAAAUCUCGCUCGUGCCGUCUCUCGAAACUACGACAACUACGACUAAGCCUACGCACGCCGAGAUCGCCCUUCCAAAACUCGAAGAAACACCCCCGUCGAUGCUCCUAUACAACCUCUCGGACAUGGCCACAAACAUAAUUUACGCAAUCCUAGGGCUUAUUUCAGCUCUAACUGCUUGUUUUAUAAUCUUUAAACUAUUCUGUGUCAAGCUUAAUACCUUUCUCGAUUGU